Lymnaea stagnalis (great pond snail) is the source of this 7115-nucleotide messenger RNA. The record is from the annotation of a GenBank genome assembly. Lineage: Eukaryota; Metazoa; Mollusca; Gastropoda; Lymnaeidae.
CCUGUGUUGUUGUUGUCACUGAUAGACUAAAGAUAGCAUUACUGGAUUUUAGACGAGAUAGCAUAAAGAGUCAUAAGGCUGAAACUUUUAAAGCUUUGUUUUAAAUAAGUGGGCUGGACUACCACCAUGACUCCAUGACAGUUAAAUGUUUUCUGUAUUCGUGAAUGUGAUUUUUACAGAGAUUCUUUUGAGAAUUCUGCUUUGUCAUUUAAAAGUUUAGUAUGUAUUUUAUAAUUUAUAAUUAUGUCUACACAAAUUUUAAAGUUGCUUCAACUUGAAAUUUCUAUUUAAAAAAAAGACCCAUUCCUUUCUGGGAGUUCUACGAGAAUUUUAAUUUCUUAUUUAUUAUUAACUUUUUAAGGAAUUGAAAUAAAACUUAAAUAUUAAAUUGUUGCUGCAUUCCUUGACCAUGUUUAAAUGGUUAAAUGAACUGUUAGCAGUUAUGGUCUUUAUUUCUUUAUAUAUUUUACUGAAAAAAUUAAUAAAUAUAUUUAUUUCAUUUCUCAAAUAUACAAAGACUUAGAAAAAGUUCUAUUUUAUCAAGAAAGACUUUCUCAACGCAUUAAUCUAGAGCAGAAAAGGCAGUCUGUGAUGUUGUGUUAAAUAUAAAAACAUUAUUUUGAAAGACUUUCAGUGCUGGUAACUGAAAAUGAUGUUUUCAAGCUUGCGUCCCAACACUGAAACUAUAUGUUAGAAGUCUUGAAAAAAUUACCAAAACAAAAAAUUAUAAAUAUUAAUUAACUUUACGUUUGUGUCCUAAGACUUUUUUUAAAAAAAGAGACGUUGACCAUCAUGACAAUAAAAAUUAAAUUCAUGUAAAUUAUUUUUGCAUUUUGAUGUGCGGUGGGAACAUUUGUUGAAGUGCUAUAGCUACUUUAGCAUUUUUAUAUCAAAAUGACGUUGUAAAGUCUCCAUUUAAUUUAAUUAAUAAUUUUAUAAGGAUACGGAUAAGGAAUGCCCAAAGUAGAUAUUUAAUGUAAAGAGGAGAGCAACGCUUAUGACAGUACUAAGAUUUCUAAUCUGUUAAAUGAGUACUGAGAUUUAUAAUCUGUUAAAUGAGUACUAAGAUUUCUAAUCUGUUAAAUGAGUACUAAGAUUUAUAAUCUGUUAAAUGCUUCUAUUUGUAUUUCUAGUGUUCUCAUUUGUUUUUACAGAAAACUUAAAGAAAAUACUAAAAUGGCAAAAGGAUUUCGCCCGCCCUUGGUGCCUCCAUCGCACCGCCGUGUGGACACAGAAUCCAGACGACCAGUUCUGUGCUUGGGCCUGACUCUUGGGGUCACACUUCUUGUGUUUACAAUCUUCGGCAUGUCAGCGUGGAAUGUUUAUGAACACCGUUUCAGCAACAACUCUCUGACCCUUCAGACCAGUGAUGAGGUGUCCAUUAAAGAGGUGUCCAGUGAUCUGUCAGCCAUAUUUUGUCAUGCCUAUAAGGUUUGCUCGUGUUUACAUAACAUUUUUAUUUAAUUUUUGAAAAAUCCAACAAUUAGGCUGCUGUGUCGUUUUGCAUCGUUCUUAAGCUCCACUGAAACUAGGGUUUGACACUCAAGAGUACCAAGCCACAGGAACAUUUACUUUUACUUAACUCUCACAGGAUCAUUUACUUUUACUUAACUUCUCACUCUGUUUGAACUAAAACUAAACAAAAAUAUAAUAAAGUAAAACAACUUAAUGCUACGUUUGCCUUCAGUUUAAAGACUCUAGUGUGAACCUAGUUUGAAGGUAUUUUAAAUUAAGACUGGGUGCCUCAGAAAGAAAAUAAGAAAAUCUUGGGUUGUUAUAGCAACUAACUUAUCUCAAAUGAAGGGAAUAUUAGGUACUAGAUGUACAGAAGCUUAAAAUAUAACAUGGAGAGUAACAAUAACAAGGACCUUUAAUUUUGAUUUGAAAAUAGUCUACUAAGAAGUAAUUCCCAUGUACUAAUUUUCAAGAUUUGAAUAUAAAUGACUAUCAUUAGAUGUUUAUUAAGAUCAUCACCUAGUUGUUAUUUUUUUUUAGAAAUGCAUUUGUUUUAAUGAAAUCUAAAUAAAUUGUUAAGAUUGAUUAAGAAUUCUAUUAUUUUGGAAACAGGGAUUGCAAUGGUUGGGGAAGAUGUGUUAAAUAACUGUGGCUGGAUGCAGUAAGAAUAUGACCUUUGCAUGGCAUGAGCUAUUCUAUAGGCCUUGUACAUAGUUCCUACAAAUUGAAGAGCAAACUCACUUGAUUGUAAAAUUUUUGAUUCAAUUUGCUGCAUAUUGUAAUUGUAUCCAUGAUCAGGUUACGUCAAGAGCACCAGUAACCCUCUAUUUCCUGUCCCAACAUGCUGAAGUAAACACAACCGAUAAAGAUGUAGUGGCCAUCUCCAUCCAUCAACUUCCAGGUCGAGAGUACAGCUAUAGAAGCUUUUACAUGUUGGACAGCUCUGCCAUUAAUGUCUACGCGUGCGGCAAGGAGGAUUUUUAUGGCAAAGGAGGCUCCGAGUCUGAGAUUGUUUUCCUACAAGGUAAUGUGUUAGUUAAUUGAUCAAGAUUACAGCAGAAAUGAUUUUGUGCUGGGGCUAUUUUAUAAAGAAUAAUCAAGCAAUUUUUUUUUGGUACUGGUAUUUCAUUUUAAGAGUGAACUCCAUAAAUGCAAUUUAAUCAAUUCUGUUGAAUUAUUGAUUAACUGACAUGCAUAAUAUACUUUUCUAAAAAAAAUUUAAAACCUUGUCUGUUGUUUGCCAUGUUCAGAGUUUUUGAAAACUGCCUCUACUUCUGUAAUUAGUAUUUGAUUAGUCUUAAUCUAAUUUUUUAUAAUAGUGGUAAUGUAAUUUUUAUAAUAGUUUUAAUGUAAUUUUUUAUGAGAAAUUAUUUAAAUUUACUAAGUUUAUUUAUAAUUUAUAAAUUUUAUCAGGAUCAGAUAACUUUCGGCAGUGGCGGAAAAGCAGAUUUUGUCGUGACUGCACACGCAAACGUGUCUCCAUCCCUAAAUGUGGUGAUCAUCACGAUGACAGGAGAAUGGGCUGGCUGAAUGACACGGUUACAGUCAAUGAUUAUUACUUCUUCAUUGUUUACUAUGGGAGGACCCACAAACAUGACAGUGACCUUGGCAUAUUUGUUAAUGGCUCACUCACACGCACCCAUUUUGACACCCGCUAUGCGGAAAACAAGUGCCACUCUGGAGCCUUUUUCAUUUGUCAGUUUGAACUUCCAUGGCUGUCGAAUAAAGACCUCGUCAUGAGAUUCGAUGAAUUUAAGGACAGGUUUGAAGAGACGCUCGUGUACACACAGUGUCAAAUUCGUCUUGUUUUAUGGAUUUGCCUUUUCGGUGUUCUACCAGUCAUCUGUAUCAUAUUGAUUACAAUCAUUUUCGGAUGUUUUCUCUGUAGGAAAAGAGAGAGAAGUUUUACUACGGUCAAGCAGCAGGCUGUGUCCAAGAAAGGCCGAAGGCAAGAUAAAGAUGGGCUUGUUGACCGUGAAGUUGUGCAAGGGCAAGAGGAGGAUGGCAUGACCAUACAGGAUCAGUGAAUGGAGCCAUAGACAAGUCGUGAGCAGCAAUGUAAAAAGAUUAAUUAUGUGCACCAGUCUUUGGAAGUGCAAGGAAAUCUGAAGAAAAUGUUGUCGGAGAGAAGUAAUGAUCCAUAUUCACAAUCAACCAAGAGGCAUGUCCAUUAAGCCAAACAAUAUGAUAUUUUUAGCCAAAACAAAAAAAAAAUUUCCUUGCCACAUAUUUGCAGUGAUCUCUACAAAGUUGAACUCAAAACACAGGCUCACCUGCUUUAGGUCGACUUGAGCAGCCAGGUGUAGCUCACCUCUCACAGCAAGAUUAAAUAUGGCAUAUUAAGUGCUGGUAACCACUGUUAUCUCCAUUACAGAUGGCUGUGGUAUUGCACUGCUUGACCUUAGCAACUGGGACAAUAGCAGAACAAGGCUAAGGAGAUUGAUUUUUAAAAAAAUGGGCAUCAAUGACCAGUGGUCUCCUAAUUAAACAUUCAUAUUGAAUGUGAACUUAUGUUUAAUCCGAUGAUUUUUUUGCUAAGGGUGAUCUGGUAUUGUGAUAUUACCCCGAGUGUGCCUCUGGCUUCAUUCUCCCCAUAAAAGCUAAACGUAACAGUUAUUUUAGAAAUCAAUUUCCAGUUUGAUAAAAUGUGUAUCCACAAUGUGCUAUAUCAGGUGAUUUCAAUUGUGUUGAACAAGAUUAAGGUUGGGAGACACUACAAAUGAAUUCUUUAUUAUUGUGGAGUGACUUAUGCAAGAAUUAUUUUAAUUGAUAGAAAAACUGAUUCAAAAUCAGGUAAGAGUUAAAAAUACCAGGGACAAAUUUAUGUCCUCCUAGAAGCAGUCUUAGACUUUAACAGCUGAAUUUGUUAUCCCCCUAGAUGCAGUCAUAGACUUUUUUAACACCUAAAUUUGUUGACUUCAGUAUUAUUAAUAGAGGUCUUAUAGAUUCAGUCACAGGUUGAAUCCCAUCUUUUAAAGAACCUACUCUGUUUAAUAUAACAUCAGAUAUCCAAUAUAUAUCAGUGGUUAUUUGAUGGGGUUAAAAAUAAUGUGUUUUUUUUAAGUGUUACCAUUUAUUUUAAUGUUAGCCUAGAUCAGGGGUUUCAAACUCGCGGGCCAUUUGCAGCCUGCUGCAUGACAGCAAAGUUUAGUGUUAAUGCGGCCCACACGUUUUCCCCAUUUUCUUAUCUUUAAUGUGACCCCCCCACGACGGUUUCAGUCGAAUCUCUCUAGUCUAAUUCUCUUUUUUUAUUAUGUUUGUAUAUAUUUUGUAUGUUGAUUAUAAUGGUAAAGACCAUUUUAAAAUCGAACUAAAAGUUUUUAUUUCAUAGCAUUUUAUGAGACAAACAUGGCCAAAGUUCGGUUUUGAGAAAAGUUUUAAAAAGUCAGUUGGUGGGUAAUGCACAGCCAUAAUUGUGUAACUCAUAGCAGUCAGAUACAGUAUCAAAGAAUCCCUAUGAAAAUUGCUGCUAGUGUUUACGAGUCAGGGAAAUUCCGAGCCUGUCAGCUUCAUCACUUUCAAAAGAGGGUUAGUCAAAAAUCAAAAUUCAUUCUCCCUACAAUAGCUUAUUUCUUCGCAUCAAUAAUUCAUAAAUAUGGCAUGCUCCUGCUUGACACGUUUUAGCCUUCAUGGAGAAGGAUAGGGGUGGUUGUUCCUGUAGCAAGUGAUCCCUCAUGGACUUGGUUUUUCUUGUUGACAUUACACAGGAGCUGAAUGUACUCAACAAGAAGUUACAAGACCAGGGGUAGCUUGUCAGUGUUGCCUAUGACAAUGUCAGGGCAUUCUGCACAAAACUUUGUUAUGGUUCUUAAAGAAACCUCUGCCAUUUCCCAACAUGCAAAGUACUCCCUGGACUCAGGCACACAAUUCAGUAGUAACUUAGUAGUAAGUAGACUGAUGCCAUUGCAAAGCUACCAGAAGAAUUUGAUCACCUUUUUUAGACUUCAAAACACAAACAGCCACUUUUUGCUAACCCUGUCUUGUUUAAACUAUCCCCCACUUUUCCCCUUAAAAUGUAGCCGAUUGAUCUUCAGUACAAUUCUAAGUUCAGGGAGGUGAAUAGAAAAACAGAAAAGCAGGGACAUUUUAUGAGAGCAUUGCCCUCCACCGAGAUUUCCAGUUUGUUCAAGAGGAUCACAUGACUUUUUGGGAGUUCCUGUCAGUGGAAAAGCUCUUUUCCACUAUUACGAACUUGAACAGGUCAAAGUUCAAGGCCAAACUUGAUGAGCAUCUUCAAGCUAUACUGAGGGUCUCAGUUGCUUCCUCACUCAAGCCAAAGUUGCUCAGCUGUGUAAGAAGAAGCGCUGCCAGAUCUCUGGCAACAAUGAGUAGGAGGAAGAAAGUGAAGCUUAGUUCUAGAGAACCCUUAAUUUUUUUAUUUGUUAUUAAUAAAGGUUGAGCAGAUUUAACAGUGGUACUUUAAUGAAUUUGUAAUUGCUUUUUUUUGUGGAAUACUUGAUGCGGCCCAGUCUCAAUCAGACUCCACCUCCUGCAGCCCCAGGAUGAUUUGAGUUUGAGACCCCUGGUCUAGAUAUGUUAGACUUUUAAAAAAACGUAUGAGCCAUGAGAUAAAUAAAAUUCCAUAACAGUUAUUCUGAUUUCUUUCUGAAGCAAAUGUUAAUGGCAUUUAAAAAUUAAAUCAUUAUCAUUCAUAUAGGUAUUUUUGUCAUAAUAAAAAGAAAUGUUACACUUUGUUAUCAAAGAUAACAUUAUCUGCCUUGACCACCUUCUUCUCUUUUAAAAAAAAUGUAUGGACUUGGUACUUCUUAUGCGAGACAAAUUGUGAACAUCUCAAACUACUAAUCAUUGUUGUAUAUAUCUCAUCUAUUUCUAAUUAACGAUUUUAGUUUUUUACCAAUUUUUAUACUUAUUAUGGUACCACUAGUACGUUUUAUCCUUAAUCAGUCUAUGGUAAAUUUUAUCUGUCAACAUUUUCGGUGCAUUAGAGGAAUUUGAGCUCACAUUAAGAGAAGUCAUUUUUUUGUACAAAGGCAUCAGUCAUGAAAAGAAGUAUUACAAAUGAAAAAAGCCAUAGUUAUUAACAAAGUUAGUAUACCGGUAAAUAGGUUAAAGAAAAAAAAAAGUUAACAUUGGAAGGUAUCAGUAAUUUUUGUGUGGCUUUAAUCAUCUUGAUAAAAUCUGGUAUCAGCUGAAUUGUAAAUCAAAACGGAAAUAGAUAUUUUAAUGUUGGGUUUUUCUAAAUACUCGUAGGAUGCAACUAAGUUUAUAACUAAUUAGAUAUGCUCUCAGCCCAUGAUACGAUCAUCUCAUCUAAAAAUCUAUUGCUGAACUGAAUAUUCUUCAAAUUUUACAACCUUAUUGUGUUCCGUACCCUCCCCAAAUUUGUAAUUAAUGACUUAUUCACUAAUGCAUGUUGUCAUAUUAAAUGUCAAAUGUCUUCUUUAAUGCUAGUUAUUGGUUAUUUCAAAUAAUAAUAAUUAUAAGCUGUGGUUCGUUUUGACAAACACAUACAAUAGUUUUUUAUGGAAAACUAUAUAUUUUGGAGAAAACAAAGAUUAUAAAAAAUUAUGUAUUUUUGUUGUGAAAUAAAAACUGAAAUUUGUGUCGAAAUGUUUCUGCUGCUCAAAGUGACAUAAAGUUUAAAAAAAGCAUAAACUAGACCAAAAAGAGAAAAGAAAUGAACUGUGGCCAUCUAAAUA